AUGGCUGACGAGAAUAGUCCGGAUAUUCAAGAACGAAGAUUGUCUAAUGGAAGUGAUUUAGAUAAUGAAUCAAUUCCAAAUGGAGAUAAUAAUCAACAAGAUGAUUUAUCACCUAAGCAUGAGUCAAUAGAAAAUCCUUCCGAUGAAACAGAAAUUAAUGAAGAUAUAAUAUCAACGAAUCAAGACAUUUUAUCUCCUACAGAUUCAGCAGAAUCUGAUGAUCAAAUUCAACAACAAUUAUCAACUGAACCAGAAUUAUAUCCAUUAAAUCAAAAUUCUUUUGAUCAAUCAAUUGUUAUUGAUAAUCAAAAUAAUUCAAAUUUAUUAUUAAAUGAUAAUGAUACAUUAAAUACUGAUGCAAGUUUUGAUAUAGAAACAGAUCUUCAUCAUGAUAAACCGGAUGAACUCAAAGCCCAACGUGAAUUGGAUGACGAUGAAAUUCCUCCAGCUGAAUUACCCAUUGAUGAAACACCAAAAAGUCGUACUUCAACACAAUCAGAAACAAUUUUAACUGAUGAUCGUCCAUUAACAGAACUUGAAACACCAUAUGAACAUCAUCAUGAAAAUGAAAAUGGAAAUGAAGAUUCUCCAAUUGUAUUAUCUUCUGAUCAAAAUUCACCAGAUAAUGAAAUAAAUAAUUCAUCAACAGACAAUGAAGAUUCAUCUGACAAUAAUAUUAUAUUAUUAUCACCUGAUACUCCAAAAGAAACACCUGAAGAAAAUCAUGAAGAUUUAAUUUCUCAAACAAGUGACGUAGAAAAAGAAAAUAUUGAAGAAAUUCUCCCACCUUUAAUUUCAACAUCAAUUGCACUUGAACAAAUUCAUGAUUUAGAAGAACAUUCUUCUGAAAAUAAUAAUUUAUUAUCAUCAUCAUCUAAUCAUAUAACAGAAAUUUCGGAAAAAACUCAUGAAGAUUUUAUUCCUCCAAUAAUUGAAUUAGAAAAACCAAAAUUUGAAGAAUUAACUGUUCACCAUGAAAAUACUAAUAUCAAUGAACCUAUUUCACCUUUACCUUCAACAUCAAUGGCAUUCGAACAAAUGAAUGAUUCAAUUAAAAUCGAUGAACAACCAUUAUUAUCAACUAAUAAAAUAACAAUAUCAGAACCCGAAGAUAUUCUUGGAAAUAAAACUUUACUUAAACAAACAACAGUUGAAGGUACACCAAAUACUCGUCCAACACGUAGUACAUUAGCAACAGUUUCUUAUACAUUAUCAUUAAUUGAUAAUGUAACAUUUGAUGUUCAUUUAAUUGAAAGUAUUUCAAAUGAAAGUUUUUUUAUAAGUGAACGUGAUAUUAUUCCAGCUAUUGAUAUUUGUAUUCAAUCAAUGAAUCGUGGUGAACAUGCUACAAUUGAUUCUGAUAUUCGACAUUGUUAUGGACAAAUGGGUUGUCCAGAAAAACAAAUUCCACCCGUUAAUUCAUCGACUAAUUCAUAUAAAAUGAAAAUUGAAUUAGAAUUUCAUGAUUGGACAAGUCCACCUGAUAUUCAAACAUUAUCAAUUACCGAAAGACUUUUUUGGGGAAAUAAAAAACGAGAAAUGGGAAAUUUUAAUUAUCGUCGUCAAGAUUAUCAAGCAGCUCUUCUUUGUUAUCAUGGUGCUCUUCGUUUUGUAGAUGCAAGAACUAAUCCAUUAUCCGUACCACAUGAAGAUCAUGAUCUAUCAGUAUUAUCCGAGAAAUAUAUUCAAGUACAAAAUAAUGUUGCUCAAGUUAAUUUACUUUUAAAUAAAUAUGAAGAUUGUUUACAUGCUGUAGAAAAUGUUCUUAGACUUGAUCCAUCAAAUGUUAAAGCUUUAUUUCGAAAAGGAAAAGCAUUUUUUGAAUUAGGAGAAUACAAAGAAGCUAAACAACCAUUAAAAUUAUUUUUACAAGCUCAUCAAAGAAAUCCACUUGGUGGAGAUGAUUAUAUUAAAGUUAAUGAAAUGCUUAAAACUUGUGAAAAUAAAUUAGCUAAUUAUGAAAAAAAUGAAAAAGAAAUUUAUCGACGUAUGUUUCAACCACAACCAACGACAACAACAACUAAUCAACAAGGUCAAACAAAAAAUAAUAAAAAGACUGAUAAUACGAAUUGGUGGUUGUUGAUUGGAUUAGGUGGUGCUGCUAUAGCUUCAAUUGGUCUUUUCACAUUCUUGAAAUAUCGUAAAACUUCGUGA
This is a messenger RNA of Adineta steineri, 2154 nucleotides long. Lineage: Eukaryota; Metazoa; Rotifera; Eurotatoria; Adinetida; Adinetidae. The record is from the annotation of a GenBank genome assembly.